AUGAUGUCUCAGUCGCUGGGCACGCGAUCGGUGGCGACCGCCGGGCCUCGCGUCGCGGCGCCCAAGUCACGGCCGGUCGCCGGCAAGGCGUUCCUGGGCGGCGCACCGAAGGCGCCCGUCACGAGGGGGCAGGGCCACAGGCUGAUCACGGCGAUGGGGACUGCCAGCGAGCAGGUCGGGUCGGCGUACGCCACGGCCCUCGUCGAGCUGGCGCAGAGCAAGGACGCCCUGGAGGCCGUGCACGCGGAUGUUGACGCGCUGGCCUCCAUCCUGAAGGAGAACGCCGCCAUCAACGAGUUCCUGAUGAACCCGGUGGCCGAGGACGGCAAGAAGAAGGAGGUGCUGGAGAAGCUGGCGCAGGAGGCGGGCUUCAACGAGUCCACCAAAACGUUCCUGUUCCUAACGGUGGACAAGGGCCGCAUCGACUGCCUGGAGGAGAUUUGCACCUAUUUCGAGAACCAGUACUGCAAACUGACAGACACGCAGGUGGCGACCCUUCGAUCUGCGGUGAAGCUCGAACAAGAGCAACAAUUCCUCAUUGCCAAGAAGCUGCAGGAGCUGACAGGGUCCAAGAACAUCAAGCUGAAACCUGUGGUUGACAAAUCGCUCAUUGCUGGCUUCGUUGUAGAGUAUGGUUCGUCUCAAAUUGACCUUUCAGUAAAGGGUCAAUUGGACUCAAUAUCAACAGAAUUGGAAUCGGCUGCGGGGGUCUAG
This is a messenger RNA of Ostreobium quekettii, 714 nucleotides long. NCBI's taxonomy places the organism in Eukaryota, Viridiplantae, Chlorophyta, Ulvophyceae, Bryopsidales, Ostreobiaceae. The record is from the annotation of a GenBank genome assembly.